AGGCGGGCCGGGGGGAGGGGAGGGGGAGGGUUAUCAGACUACUUGUUGACUUCUAUAUACGCUGAAGGCUGAUUGAUAUGCUUGAUUCUCCGACUGACCAAUCAAAGCCCGACUUACCGGUCUAUUUACGACAUACUUCUUAUCCAUGCCGAAUCGUAUCCACAAAGGAUAUGAUGGAGAGAUGAUGGGAUGGGGGGACUACGGCUAUGCAGCCAGCAUCCUACAUGCGUUAUGCACUUUGUACUCCUUUUGUCUCUUUGAACUUCUUUCGCAACGACCUUCCCUUUUGCGCUUAGUUGACGGCCGCCAGAUUGUUUAUAAAAAGGCCGUACGAGAGAUAGAUAUCUAGAAUCAGAGUUCUUCCUCUAUUCACUCUGAAUAGUGCCU
Molecule: messenger RNA, 387 nt
Organism: Aspergillus glaucus CBS 516.65
Lineage: Eukaryota; Fungi; Ascomycota; Eurotiomycetes; Eurotiales; Aspergillaceae
Exons: 1
Coding region: 146-349 (67 amino acids)
Source: RefSeq, a predicted model, not a curated record